Messenger RNA from Gryllus bimaculatus (two-spotted cricket), 1155 nucleotides. Lineage: Eukaryota; Metazoa; Arthropoda; Insecta; Orthoptera; Gryllidae. The record is from the annotation of a GenBank genome assembly.
AUGUCUGUUAUUAUUCCGAAUCCAGAUUAUUCUCCUGGUAUCUGUCAGUAUGGACAAGGUGUGCAACUAUUCUAUUCACAUCCUGCACUGACACAAGCCUUCACUUCUCACAUCUACUCUCAAAAUUUGGAAGAUGUUGGAAAACAGGGAAAUGUACUAUACGAAGAUGAAUUACAAAGUGGAAAUAAUAAAGUUCUUAAUCACCAUAGGAACAAAAGAGAAAAUACAAAUAGUACAAACUCUCAAACAGAUGUUCAGUUAUCUCCUGUGAGAGAUGAUAGUGACAUGGAAAUGGAAGUGACAUCAGAAGAAAUCAACAAUACUCCUUCACCCACUUCAACAAAUGAAGAUAAUCAGGAAGAUAUUACUGGCAUGAGUCAACAUUUUUUCCCUUCAUUUGCUCCUUUAUUCCCCCCACCUCCUCCUCCUCUUGGUCAUUCCCGGCCUCUUUUAUUUCAAGAACAAGCACACAGUCACCGUCCACCAAUUCUUCGACCUCAACAUAAUGUGUUCCAGCCUAUAGGAUUUGGAGGACCUUUCAGGGAAAAUAAAUAUGUGCAAGCACCAGCAGCUACACAAAACACCAAGAGUAAUGGUAUUUUAGGAUCUGGCAAUUUUGGUGUCAUAAGGGGAGGUACAUUUUAUGAUGAUGAAAGAGGUGAAGUCAAUGAAUAUGGAAGUGGUGAGAAUCACAAUGUAUACAGUCCAUUUUACCACAAUGGGCAUGGUAGGCCUGCUUUCUAUAAUGGAGCAAGCAAUCCUAGACCACAACAUCAUCGUGGAAAUGACUUUUUUGCUAAUUUUCGUGAUUUUGCUGAUAUUAAUACUCCUACAAAAUCUUCUUAUUCUGAGUUUUAUGUAGUUUACGUCAACAGAAAUGCCACCAAUCCAAAUACACAUAACAACCAUGUGACAGAAAGAGCAAAACCCAAAAAUAUAAACGAACAAUUGACAAUUAUUGACCAAGAAAAACACACAGUACCUAUAGAGUCUAAUUCUGCUUCAACAGCCACUGAGGAAAAAAUAUUAAAGAAGCUUUCAGUAGGCAAGAGAAAGCUAAUUCAACUUCAGAAAGGAAAACUCAAAAAACAAAAAAAUAAAAUACCCACUUCUGCACUGAAAGACUUGCAUGAACCACUCAUAGCACUUAGCUGA